AUGACCAUUGGAAAGAAUAACCGCGUUUCAGAAGAUGGCUCCUUUCACUCCAAACCAUUAUCCCCAUCUUCAUCCUCCUCUUCUUCAUCUACCAUUAAAACAUCAAAGACAUCAAAAAAAGACAAGCAACAAUCAAAGGCCAGGAAAAUUGGUAAAUAUAAAAGUUUGGCUUUAAAAAUCAAAUCAGAUUGGGAACCACUUCUUCAUAAAGUGAUAGAGUCUUUCUGUCAAGACGACUCUUCUUUAACAAAUUACGGUGCACCAAGUUGUUUCUAUGCUCAAUUUAGUUUGUUCAGUGCUCAAGAUAAGAGUAAUAACAGUGAUCAAAUUUUCAUCUUGAACAGGAGAAGUAAAUCGAAAAUAUAUGCCCCAUCAGCAGAAAAAUGUUGGUUUUUCCUUGUGAGAGGCAAUGAACUCGACAAACCCUACGAAUGCACGCAAGAUAAGACAGUUGGACAUUAUUUUGUUCAAGAUGAAUGGAUACAGCAUGGUACUGGUGAAGAGUGUAAAUUAGGAUUUGUGGUUAAAUAUCAAAACGAUUUGUACAUACAUGUGGUGAGUGAGCUAACUUUCAUGGGAGUGAUUGAGAAUAUUGGUAAGGUGAGAGAAAAUACAAACUAUUGUAAUGUUAAAGAGUAUGAACCUGAUGAAAUGUUAAAUCUAAAACAGAAACCAACUAUGAAUGAAUUAUACCCCUCUCUGAAAUAUUGCAAUGCUGAAGAAUUGACACAGGAAGAUGUAAAUGAGAGUCAGCUUGAUAAACAUAUUCAAGGUUUCAUAGAUCACUUUUGGAAAGGUCGACAAAUCAAACCUUCAUUUGAAUUAUUUAAGAAGGAGAUUAAAUCCUUGGCCAACUCAAUGCUAGAGAAGGAUUCAGAGAAAGAGUCUGGCUACGAAACUGAGGAUCAAGAUUGA
Molecule: messenger RNA, 915 nt
Organism: Naegleria gruberi
Lineage: Eukaryota; Heterolobosea; Eutetramitea; Acrasida; Naegleriidae
Exons: 1
Coding region: 1-915 (304 amino acids)
Source: RefSeq, a predicted model, not a curated record